Molecule: messenger RNA, 318 nt
Organism: Rodentolepis nana
Lineage: Eukaryota; Metazoa; Platyhelminthes; Cestoda; Cyclophyllidea; Hymenolepididae
Source: the annotation of a GenBank genome assembly
UGCGGAGACAUUCAUGGGCAAUAUUACGACUUAAUGAAGCUCCUGGAAGUUGGCGGGGACCCUUCUUCAACGCAAUACCUCUUCAUGGGUGACUACGUUGAUAGAGGAUGCUUCAGUAUGGAGUGCGUUCUCUACAUCUUCGCAUUGAAGAUGACCUACCCGUUGACAUUCUUCCUCCUCAGAGGCAACCACGAAUGCAGACAUCUCACUGAAUACUUCACCUUCCGACAAGAAUGUGAGUUAUCACUCUGUGCUAUUUGUCACUGUUAUUGUGUCAACAAAAAAACAGAAAUAUCUUUUGAUAGAAGGGUAUUUUGA